Messenger RNA from Gymnodraco acuticeps, 3905 nucleotides. RefSeq names its product ATP-binding cassette, sub-family D (ALD), member 3a (gene abcd3a). The coding region runs from base 105 to 2081 and encodes 658 amino acids. Gene Ontology annotation, cellular component: peroxisomal membrane; peroxisome. Gene Ontology annotation, biological process: fatty acid beta-oxidation; peroxisome organization; long-chain fatty acid import into peroxisome. The transcript has 23 exons. NCBI's taxonomy places the organism in Eukaryota, Metazoa, Chordata, Actinopteri, Perciformes, Bathydraconidae. Gene Ontology annotation, molecular function: ATP hydrolysis activity; ATP binding; long-chain fatty acid transmembrane transporter activity. The record is from RefSeq and is a predicted model, not a curated record.
GUACUUUACAGCUGUUUGCUAUGCAGCUUUCAACCCGAGAGAAGAAGAGGGAAGAUGAACUGUAGCGAACUCGAGCAAACCAAACCGGUCGUAGUGUCAGAAACAUGGCGGCGUUCAGUAAAUAUGUGACAGGGAAAAACUCCUCCAUAGCGGGCGGUAUCCUACUGGUUUUAUACCUGCUGAAGCGCAGAAGAGGGACGCAGAAACGGAACGGUAAAAAAGGAGGCUCGGAAGUAGUACAGAACGAGAAAGAUGGCAAAAAAGACCGAGCCGCUGUGGACAAAGUUUUCUUUGGCAGAAUUUUCCAGAUUCUGCGGAUCAUGGUACCCCAAUUCUUCAGCAUGGAGACUGGCUACCUCGCCUUAAUCGCCGCCAUGUUGGUGGCCAGGACCUACUGUGACGUAUGGAUGAUCCAGAACGGCACCAUGAUCGAAAGUGCUAUUAUCGGCCGCUCGCCAAAAGAGUUCAAGACCUACUUGUUCAGCUUUAUCAAAUUCAUGCCAGCUAUAGCCUUGGUGAACAACUUCCUGAAGCUGGGUCUAUUCGAGCUGAAGCUGAGGUUCCGCGAGAGGCUCACCAAGAACUUAUACGACCAGUACCUGCAGGGCUUCACCUACUACAAAAUGGGAAACCUGGACAACCGGAUAGCCAAUCCAGACCAGCUGCUGACACAGGACGUGGAGAAGUUCUGCAACAGUGUGGUGGACCUUUACUCAAACCUCAGCAAGCCUCUGUUGGAUAUCUGUCUGUACAUCUACAAGCUGACCACUGCCAUCGGGGCUCAGGGCCCAACAGUGAUGAUGACCUACCUGCUGGUCUCAGGCAUGUUCCUGACCCGAAUGAGGCGGCCAAUGGGAAAGAUGACGGUCACGGAGCAGCGGUACGAAGGAGAGUACCGCUUCGUCAACUCUCGCCUCAUCACUAACAGUGAGGAGAUCGCCUUCUACAACGGGAACGAGAGGGAAAAGCUGACCAUUCACAGCACUUUCAAGAAACUGGUGGACCACUUGCAUCAAUUUAUCUUCUUCCGCUUCUCCAUGGGAUUUGUGGACAGCAUGAUUGCCAAGUAUCUGGCCACUGUUGUGGGCUACCUGGUGGUGAGCCGUCCAUUCCUCACCCCGGGACACUCCCGACAUCUGACCAGCACACACUCUGAGCUGCUGGAGGAUUACUACCAGAGCGGCAGGAUGCUCCUCAGACUGUCCCAGGCUCUGGGCAGGAUCGUACUGGCCGGCCGAGAGAUGACCCGCCUCUCAGGAUUCACAUCCCGUAUCACUGAGCUGAUGAAAGUCCUGAAGGAUCUCAAUUCUGGCAAAUAUGUGCGCACCAUGGUCUCCCAGAAUGAGAAAGAUUCAGACGCUUCCCAGAAGCUCGUCCUGGUGCCUGGAAGUGGAAAUGUUAUCAACAGAGACAACAUCAUCAAAUUCGACCACACCCCACUAGCAACACCUAAUGGAGACGUUUUGAUCAAAGACCUCUCCUUUGAGGUGAGCUCCGGCACCAAUGUGCUCGUGUGUGGACCAAACGGCUGUGGAAAGAGCUCUCUGUUCAGGGUGCUCGGAGAGCUGUGGCCUCUGUUCGGAGGAAGUCUGACAAAACCAGAGAGAGGGAAGCUCUUCUAUGUUCCACAGAGACCCUACAUGACUCUGGGCUCUCUGAGGGACCAGGUCAUUUAUCCUGACACGUAUGAAGACCAGCAGAGGAAAGGCAUCUCUGAUCAGGUGCUGAAGGAGUACCUGGACAACGUGCAGCUGGGCCACAUCCUGGACCGGGAGGGCAGCUGGGACUGUGUGCAGGACUGGAUGGACGUGCUCAGUGGAGGGGAGAAGCAGAGGAUGGCUAUGGCCAGGCUGUUCUACCACAAGCCCCAGUUUGCCAUCCUGGAUGAGUGCACCAGUGCAGUGAGUGUGGAUGUGGAGGACUUCAUCUACAGCCACUGCAGGACGGUGGGCAUCACCUUGUUCACAGUGUCCCACAGAAAGUCUCUGUGGAAGCACCACGAGUUUUACCUCCACAUGGACGGCAGAGGGAACUACGAGUUCAAGCCCAUCACAGAGGAAACCGUGGAGUUCGGCUCGUAACUGAUUGCUGCUGUCCUCCCAUAAUGCACUGCUCUGAUGAAACCAGUCCACUAAUUCUUUGCACUCGAGACAUUAGAAAUAGCCCAAACCUAGAGAAUAUUGUUUUUAAUCAUUUUUGCUUCCUUUAUCACCAUUUGUUUGUUCUGUUAUUUAAAUCAUCACUUUAGUCCUGUCUAAUCAUUUACAUGUUCAGUGCGAUAUAUGUAAUUUAUAUGGUUGAGUGUAUUUCACUAAAAGGUGGAAAUACAUUAUACGGUUUUAAUCAUUUAUGCAUAGCAGUCAUAUCUGAUAACAGUAACAGAGGUCCGCCUGUAGGGAUAAGCUACAUACCACAGUGGUCUUUAAGUCCCACAGUAACACAGAUUUAUGUUUGCACAGCGUUUGAGUUAACAAGGGAGUAUUGUAGGAUUACUAGUAGUUUAACUCCACAGCUGACAGAAGAUAAGAGGCUGGUUAUAACUUCCCCAAAAUAACAAAGGGACUGUUAUUUCCAGAUAAAAUAUUACCUCGAAGUAUCGCACUAUUAUCUUAUGGUUAAAACGUAGUUAUCCAAGGAUAAAUGGAGGUUAAAAAAGCUCACGUAGGCCUACCUGCUCCCACCUCAUUGUAGCUCUGUUCAUUCCUGGCUCUUUUUCUCCCGGCCAAAUGAUGGGAAAUAAAAGCCUCUUGGAUAUUCCGUAAAGUAUAAAACUGUAAUAAUAAGACAUGGAGAUCAUUUGAACCAGAAAACAAGGCUUGAAAUUGAAACUAUAAAGAUUGCAUGCGAGCACCAUAUGGCAUCUCAACCUCUGCUUCUGUAGCAACAGGACAACGUGCUCACUAGAACGCAAUGAACUCUUUAGGUGGCAAAAUGAAUAACAUGUCCUCGAACCUCUGGGUGAGGUUUCUGUGUGGGGACAGGAACAUAUUGGUCACUCACAGGCCUUCAGGAGAGUGUUGAAAAUACAGAAUCACCAGGGCUCUCCUCUGAGACACAUGAACUCGUGAUUUAGUAUGUUCAACACUCCUCCUGUAAUGUUCUGAUUUGUGUGUGAUUACCGUCGUAGUAUGAGGGUCCUGCAUCAGGUCCAUCCGUCACUCCAGCGUUGUGACAUUUAGGGAGAAUAUCCGUUAAUUUCACUGUGUAAUGAAAAUAUGUUAAACGACAUUUUGUAUAGUUUAACUUUGAUUUUGUGAAUACACACCGCUGACAAAGCCAUUGUAGAAGUGCAGACUAUUGUGGGAAUGGAAGUAGGAAGCUAUCAUAUAUCAUCCAGUUUAUAUCCCCUUGCUCCACAUUAGAGCUACAGCAUGACUCGUGAAUUCAUAACGUGCAUGAAGUGCCACGCCCUGAUUUGAUUGUGCUUCAAAUUGGCAUGGACAGACUAAUGAUAAAUGGAACAAUCUAAUAGAGCACUUACUGCGUAGUUUAUUUCCAAUGCCAACAGUUGAUGAAAGGGUUAGUCAAGGUGUUUAUUUCUUUAUUUGUUUUGCUCUUGACAGGUUGGACUGUAGCUUGAAAAAUCAUUGCCCUCUUACUAAAAGCUAAUUAUUAACCUCUUCCAUUUCCAUUCAGUCAAAAAUGUAAUUCAUGUUUUUAGGAGUUAGGAUUAAACAUUUUUAAUUAUCUGGGGACUGGGUCUAAAGUGCGAUGAUGGCGUCGAUGAUACGUGAAUAUGCAGACAGUUCCCCGGCACUCACUUCCUCCGUUUACUGUAACUUUAUUCUGAAAGUGUGAACAUGUAAAGAACGAGCCUGAGCUAUGCCCAUGGUUUUAUAUGGAUAAUAAUGUUAUGAUCUCACUCUGCAUUAAAAUAACAAGAUGAUGAAUAAUUUAUAAAAAAA